Molecule: messenger RNA, 4518 nt
Organism: Oryzias latipes (Japanese medaka)
Lineage: Eukaryota; Metazoa; Chordata; Actinopteri; Beloniformes; Adrianichthyidae
Biological process (GO): protein homooligomerization
Molecular function (GO): protein binding
Source: RefSeq, a predicted model, not a curated record
AGAGCUGACAGAGGCACAAUGACAAGCUGAUUAAAAUGUAGGAUUUUACAGGUGUUCUAGCAACACGCUGAUGAUUUCGGCUUAUUAUUAUUAUGUUUGCUUGACAAAAAUUAACUGGUUCUGUUUUUUUCUUGUUUGCUUUCUCCUCACCUCUUUGUUCUCUUUUUGGUUUCAGAUUUUAAUUGUCUGUCUUGAAUUUGUUGGUUUUGCUCCUUGCCUGUAUACCUUCAGCUUCUUCUUGAUGAAUUCUCAGGGAUCACAUAAAGUGACUCAUUUGUUAUUUUUGCAUCUAGAUUUUAAAAUUUGCCUGCUUAAAAUGAUUUGAAGUGAAAACCUCUCAAAAGAUGGAGCUUAUGAGCUUUAAAGAAGUCCUAAAAUCCUUACAUUCAUUCAUUCUGAGACUUGCUUUAUGGAGGUGAACUCAAAUUGAGACCAAUUACGUUUUUCACAUCUGAAAAACUUUGAGGACAAAAACGUUUGAAAGUAUUAUUAAAAACGGGGAGGGAUUCUGUUUCGUCCACUUCAGGGAGGGUUUUUCAGAAUAAUCCGGAUUGACCAAUUCCUGUAAUCUAGACCUAAACUAAAUCUGAUCGAAAGAAUGUUUCUGAUCUUUCUCUCAGAAAAAAAAUGAAUAAAAAGAAGUGAACUUUCUCAGAACGCGGCUGUUGGACCCGAGCCGGUUCUGACCGUGAUGGUUCGGUUCCUUUGGCAGCGCGCGCAUUCUCCUGCCGGGCUCGCCCCCGCAACCUAAAAACCUGCACGCAGAGUUGAAGGUCACGCGUACACACACAGCAUCGCUGCGGUCCAAAAUUGCGCAUGCGCGCUACCUCGAGGACUGCUUCACAGACCGCAAUAUGGCGAGGAUGGACGGCGGCAGAACUGCGGCGCAGGAGGAGCAGCGGAGUCCGGAGGGGGGUGGGGGCCCGGAGGAGGUGCAAAGGGUCCAGAACUCUGGUGAUGAGGAGGAAUCUGAUUAUGAUGCGGAAGAUUGGCUGUGGGGGUCCGAAACGACAGUUCUGGACUCCAGCGGCUCCGCGCGACAAACACGCGCGGUCGUUAUGCGGAGUACGGAGCGAGGACCCUCAGAAGGGAACCUAGAGCCCCACCGCUGCAUAACACCCCCCGGCGUGGACGACAAGUUCCGCCGCGGCAGGCUGAGCGAAAACACGCGGCUGGCCACUCGGUACGCGGUCCGGAUCUUCAGGGAGUUCCUGCGCGACACAGCUCAAAGCCCGGACUUUGAAACUCUGGACAAGCACGCGCUGUGCGCGCGGCUGCGCUCCUUCUACGUGGAGGCGCGCUCCAAAAGUGGACAGGUGUAUAGCAGGUCUUCCCUGAUCAGCAUCAGAAGCUCUUUGAACCGUUACCUGAACGAGCCGCCCCACAGUCGGACCCUGGACCUCACCAAGGACCCUGAGAUGCGCAGCGCCAACCUGGUCCUGGCCGCUGUCAUCCGCCGGCUGGAGGAGCAGGGCGCGGGCCCGGUGGUGCAGAAACAGGCCAUCACGCGCGCAGACCUCAAGAAACUUUACGAGUCGUCCGUGUUCGACACCGGAACCGCGUAUGGGCUGCUGAACAAAGUCUGGUUCGAGACCUGCAUGUACUUCUGCACCCGGGGCCGCGAGAAUCAGCGUGAGCUGCACGAGGACUCGUUCGGGUUGGCCGUGGACCGGAACGGCAGGAAGUUUGUUUUCUUCAAAGCUCUUGGACCGAACCCGAGGUCCCCGAGCCACGGUACCCGCUACGUCGCCUGGACCAGGAGACAUCUGGAUCCGCAGGAGGCCAGCCUGCCGCGCAUGUACGAGACGGGAACGGAACUCUGCCCCUACGCCAGCUUCGCGCGGUUCCGGUCCAAGCGGAACCCGCUGUGUGCGGCUUUCUUCCAGCGGCCGCGAGACCAGUGCUCCGUGAGCGACGUCACGUGGUACGAAAACAAAGCCAUCGGGAAGAACCUGUUGGGCAUGCGGAUGCAGAUGCUGUCGCGCGCCGCCAAGCUCUCCAAGACCUACACCAACCACUGCAUCGGAGCAGUUUCCAUAGCAACGCUAAACAGCAUCGUGGGGAAUCGCGGAUACAGAUGUGCUGCGGAGACGGUCAAAGGUCACGCGAAAUCCAUGAUGCAGCGCGUGCGUCGAGUGUCUGCCUCUCUGCUUCUUCAUCCUCUGAGCUCAUCUUCCUCAGCCUCACGGAGAAGAUGCCAGGUCGGGCAGAACGGCGCGAGCCCACCCGCCAAGAAGCUGCGAGUGCACACACAACCGGAUGACGUGACGUCAGCCAAGGAAAGUCACAUGACCCACAUGGGCGAACAGGACAGCAGUAAGAUCCCCUCCACAUCUCCAAACUCCACUGGCAUCCCACAAGUGGCCCAGCUCACCAAAUCAAACGCACCCGUGCACAUUGACGUGGGAGGACACAUGUACACCAGUAGCCUGGCCAUGCUGACCAGGUACCCCGACUCCAGAAUCGCUCGUCUGUUCAAUGGAACAGAACCCUUGGUGUUGGACAGCUUGAAGCAGCACUACUUCAUUGAUCGGGACGGGCCCAUGUUCCGCUACAUCCUUAACUUCCUCCGGACUUCAAAACUGCUCGUCCCCGAGGACUUCAGAGAAUACUGCCUGCUGUACGAGGAGGCCGUCUUCUUCCAGCUCGCUCCUCUGCUAGAGGAGCUGGAGCGCUGGAAGGCGGAGCAGGAGUCCCCGUCCGGGUGCCGGCAGUGUGACUGUGCCUUGGUCCACGUGGCUCCAGGGCUCGGGGAGAAGGUGGGUGUGAGCGCCUGCCGCUCCGUCAUAGACGAGGUCAUUCCUGAGGUGACCAUGCCUCUGAGCGCUGGCUGGACCCCGGACUGCACACACCUGUCUCGCUUCCCGCUCGGCUCACGCUGUCGCCUCAGCUCUGUGCAGGUUCUGGAGCGCUUCCAUCAAGCAGGGUUCAGGGUCUCAGGUUCCAGUGGAGGGGGAGUGGACUCGUCUCAGUUUAGAGAAUAUUUACUGCAGAGGGUCCGGGAGUCCUCCGGCAUGGCUCUGGACUGAACACAGGUUUGGAUGAAGAUGCAGGUCAGAGCUGCUCCUCCUCCUGUUUCUCUACUUCAGAGUCACAGCAAGCAGAAGUGAAAAGCAGAGGAGCUGCUCAGCACAAAGCCAAAGCCUGGAGUUUUGGGAUCCCUUCAGAGUGUCAGCAGACAAACAAUGUGCCUGUGUGUUUGUGAGACGAGUGUGAAUUCACACAAGACGUUGCUGUUUUCAGUGAAAACAAACAUUCAGGGUCAGUCUGUGUUUUGGGUCAGCUCUUCCUCACUGGCUUGAGCUGCACCGUUGUCUUGACAGAAAAAAGAACGCAGUGUUUGCAGUCAGGAAGAACCUCAAAUAUUUAAUCAACCAUAACACAACUGGGUUUUCCUUCAGAACCAGAAACAGAAAGAUUCAAAGAUUCAUUUACAAACUGGAAUGAAAAAAAAAAGUAAAUAAACAUCAACACAAGAUCAGAGGAGAAGGUCACACCGUAAACAGCAUGGCUUUGUAGAAGGUGAGUGAGCGGUGCAGGACCGGGUCCUGCUCCAUGCAGACCAGCAGAUCCUUCAGAACCACCCGGGUGACCUUCUGAGUGCCCGGCCGGGUUGGCAGGCACACCUAGAGCACACAAACCCAGUCAGCUCUGUGCUCUCACCAGGAGGUGUCAGAACACCUCCCCAUGUGAUCAUGACUAUGUGGGAGAAACCCCCACAAUAACCAUCCACAGUACCAAGGUUCUUCAGUUGUGCUCAGUGUUCAGGAGCUGCAUUAAAACCAUCCACUAUAAGAACUGGACUGAGUGACUCCUCCCUCCCCUGCCAGCGUUUUAAACAGGAAGUACCUGCUGGCUUCAAGAAGCCAAAAUCCCACAGACUUCCAUAGACAAACAAGCAGCUGUAACUCAUUCAACUGGUCAGAAUAAGUAUUCUUCCUCUGAUACCUUUUUUAACAUGAUCUUGAUAAUCCUCAUAUUUGUCAUGUUAUUUUUUUCUGUAGUGAAAGUUGUUCAAGUUAAAAACUGAACAGUCAGAUGUUUCAAUAAAAGUAUGUGGUGCCUGGUGGCCCCCACUUUCAACAGAUUUCAUGUGGCCCACUUUUAAGUGGUAGGGCUGUGGACUUCCAACAAGCUCACUCCUGAAUGGCGAGAGUGGUUGGCAUAGAAACAUCGACUUGUACCAAUCACUGCUUAGUGCUUACUGAUGCCGUCUCCCUCCAACAUCACUGGACUUUGUUAGGUUGGAAGCGGAUGUGUUCUAGGGGUGACACCACACUUAUUCGCUCCAGUUUUCAAAUACAGUCAAUAUGUAAAACCAAGUCUGCAGUAAACAUGCUCCUUUAGCACGAGUUAAGAUACCAUGACUUAACAGGUAUGACUGACUGAAUGGUUUCCAGGUAAAAUACCUUCAAUACUGUGAAUAUUUCAUUAGCUCUACUGGCAGAUUUUUUUUGUUGCUAAUAAGUUUUUCUUGUAAAUUUUCUUAUAUCAAAACAUAAAGUGAUUAGCACUCAG